Molecule: messenger RNA, 2507 nt
Organism: Dromaius novaehollandiae (emu)
Lineage: Eukaryota; Metazoa; Chordata; Aves; Casuariiformes; Dromaiidae
Gene: GORAB
Product: golgin, RAB6 interacting
Exons: 5
Coding region: 95-1228 (377 amino acids)
Biological process (GO): non-motile cilium assembly
Source: RefSeq, a predicted model, not a curated record
CGCGGCGUUCGCCUGCGGCGAGCGGGCGGCGGUGGCGGGGCAGCCGCGGGCCCUGCCCGCCGCGGGCGCCCCGUCAGCGGAAGGAGGAAGCGCCAUGGCCGGCGCCGGCGCCUGGGCCGGCUUCUCGCAGGAGGAGCUGCGGCGCCUGCGGGGCCCGCGCCCAGAGUUGUCUGAAUUCUCGGAGCAGCAGCGUCGCCCCCACACCGUGAAUAAGAGCCGGCAGCAGCUGCAACGAGAAAAAGCCCUCCAGGAGCACUGUCAGAAGCUGGGAGUGCAGGAUGGAGCAGCCUCUGUACUUCCUGAGCAGUUACUUUCUGUACCAGAACACAAGCCUUGUCAUCCUCAGCAGUCUGUGGCACCACCUCACCCUCCUUCAAAGGGAGACCAAAGGCAACGUGACAGCCAAGAUCUGCAGAAGGAACCGAGGCUGGGAGAUCCAUGUAAUGGCAAUGAAAAUGCCCAGAACUUCCCUGCAAAGUCAAACUUGAAAGUGGAGAAAAAGAAAGUGGAAUUGCAGGAAAAAUCACGAUGGGAAAUCCUCCAGCAGGAGCAGCGGCUGAUGGAAGAGAAGAAUAAACGCAAGAAGGCACUCCUGGCCAAAGCUAUUGCUGAGAGAUCCAAAAGAACUCAAGCUGAAACAGUGAAACUAAAGAGGAUUCAGAAGGAGUUACAAGCUCUGGAUGACAUGGUAUCUGCUGACAUCGGAAUCCUGCGGAACCGAAUCGAUCAGGCCAGCUUAGACUACUCCUAUGCCCGGAAACGGUAUGAUAAGGCUGAGUCGGAAUACGUGGCAGCUAAGCUGGACCUCCAACACAAGACGGAGAUUAAGGAGCACCUCACAGAGCACCUGUGCACGAUCAUACAGCAGAAUGAACUCCGCAAGGCUAGGAAGCUGGAGGAGUUAAUGCAGCAGCUGGAAGUGGAGGCAGAUGAGGAAAGUCUGGAACUUGAGAUAGAGGUGGAACGGAUGCUGCAGCAGCAGGAGGCAGAAGCAGGAAGACAAUCUAGCCAGUCACAAAAUCUUGCCGGGACGGCUAAGGAAACCCCCAGUCCCAGUGCUACGGCAAGAGGGAGUGAGAGUGCUGACCGUGCUGCCGCUUCUCCUGCUAUUUCCGAACAGUUGGUGCAGUCUGAAAACUCCCAUACCAAGUCCCUCUCCAAUAUGGACAGCCAAACUCAAGCAGUAAUGGUGACUCCAGGCAACCGCCCAGCUUGUUCUGAUACAUGACUAAAAUACUCAGAUGUUCAGCCUGUUACGGGAGAUAUACUUGCUAUGGGCUUGCAUUCUGUAUGUUAUCUCUGGGCUUCUGCAGUGCCAGUAAUGUGCACUUCAUUUCUGUCUGUCUUUAAUUUUGCUUUCAGAAAAAUUUCUUUUUAACAGGACUCUCAUUUGGGGUUCACCAUUUGUCCUUAUCGUUCUGGUUUUAGGUUCACAUUCUAAUGCCAAACUCUUCAUGGUGCUUUGUACCUUGUUGAAAGGGGAUACCCAGAAGCAAGCAGCACAUUUUUUCUGAAGGCUUUAUGCAUACAGAUAUCACAGAUACCUGUUCCAAGCAGUGUGCAAGAGGGGCUGGUACCUAUCUACAGGGGGAAAAGUGCAGCCAGUUCUGGUUUUAGGCACAUUCUGCCCCCUGCCAGCUACGAUAGGAUGUUUAUCUUCCUUUGUAUCCAUAAGGGAUUAGUUUUCAGUGUUUUUUAAUUCUGUGAAAUCGAAGUAGGGACUUAUAAUUAUGUUUGUAGGUGAUGUUCUUUUCUGUACCUGAUUUAUAACAAAUUCACAUAUAGAGAAAAAUUGCAAAGGCAAUUGAAAUAUUUCCUGUUUAUCACUUUGCCUAUUUUUUUCAGAUAAUGCUAGAUCCCACAAAGCUGUAUAUUGAUAACAUUAUUGUCUAUGAAAUCACAACAGCUGUGAUUAAACAGAAAUGAUGGGUAACACGGUUUAAGACAUAGCAGAAUGUGACAUAGAAGUAGAAAAAUACAAUAGAGUAUGUUACAGUUGUUCCAUUAUAAAUAUUUUUCUCUAACUGUCAUAGUUGCCUCAAAUUUCCAGUAAUCAGCCAAGGAUCUUGUAAUGAAUCAUCUGCACAGUAUACUGGAAUUGAGAAUGUCCACUGCAUUUUCUUGCCUGAAGAGUGGGUUCAUACUACAAAGAAGUUCAACUGGUUUGCUCUGUUGCUGCUGAAAAGCUUUAAAAAGCCAUUCCAGGUGGAGAAAGUCUCAGGAAUUAAGCUAGAAGACAUAGGAAGACCUCCCAUAGACUGACACAGCUGCAAACCUCUGGGACAGUUUUCAUGGCUGUGCACUUUGUAAUGGAGGAAGACUUCUUUCAUUGUGGAAAUGGUUUCUGUGAUACCUGACCUUAACCUGUCAGUCACAGUUUGUGAAUAGGUCACUGAAUGAUGCCAUCAUGUAUAUAGAUGGGGCACUGAGUGUCUCAAUGGCUUUAAUAAUGAAAAACCAUGUCACUACAUUUCAUUUUUAUUUUAUCAAUAAAUCAGUGCAUCUUC